AUGCGUCUGCCGACUCUUUCUUCUCUCCUGUGCCUUGCUGGCCUGGUCUCCGUGCCUGUCAAUGCCUACGAUGACCCCAAUAUCAAAAGCAUUCCUCUCCGAACCCACAGUCUCACUUCGCCCUACCUCGAUUCGGAUUUCCAAAGCCGCUGGUUCGACUUCGGAGGAGAUACAGUGAUUCGGGCUGAUAAAUACAUCCGUCUCACAGCCGACCGCCCCUCGCAGCAAGGAUGGAUCUACUCCCGCGUGCCUUUGACGGCGACAAACUGGCAGAUCGAACUGGAAUUCGAGAUCCACGGCAAUGGCAACUUGCACGGUGAUGGCUUCGCGCUUUGGCUCACCAAGCAGCGCGCCACGCAGGGCCCUGUCUUCGGUUCUACAGACCGUUUCGAGGGUCUCGGCAUCUUCUUUGAUACCUACAAGAACAACCGUCCCGGUGUCUCGUUCCCGUACGUCAUGGCCAUGAUGGGUGACGGCGAGACCACCUACGACCAGGCGCACGACGGCAAGGCUAACGAGCUUGCCGGAUGCUCUGCUCGCGGUCUCCGUAACGCCCCCGUUCCCACCAAAGCCCGUCUCACCUACUUCCAAGACAAGUCCCUCUCCCUGGAACUUCAGUACAAGACCGAGGACACGUGGGUCGAGUGCUUCAACCUCAACGCCGAGGACUCCAACAUCGCCAUUCCCUCUGUUGCUUACCUGGGUCUCUCCGCCGAGACUGGUGAAUUGAGCGACAACCACGAUAUCAUCUCUCUCAAGGCCGAGAACCUGUACUCCGUUGGUCGUAACAGCGCUGGCGGCAGCCGUGGCUCGGACAAGGACAAUGGACGUGGUCGUGGCCGCAAUUCCAGCGUCAGACCUAAGAAGAAGACCGGCAGUUGGACCUGGUUCCUGUUCAAGAUUGUCCUCUUCUUCGGUGCCGUUGCUGGUGCUUACUUCGGAUGGACUGUUUACCGGACCAAGACGCGUUCCUCGCGCUUCUGA
Molecule: messenger RNA, 984 nt
Organism: Penicillium pulvis
Lineage: Eukaryota; Fungi; Ascomycota; Eurotiomycetes; Eurotiales; Aspergillaceae
Product: legume-like lectin family protein
Exons: 6
Coding region: 1-984 (327 amino acids)
Biological process (GO): endoplasmic reticulum organization; endoplasmic reticulum to Golgi vesicle-mediated transport; Golgi organization
Cellular component (GO): endoplasmic reticulum membrane; Golgi membrane; endoplasmic reticulum-Golgi intermediate compartment
Molecular function (GO): D-mannose binding
Source: RefSeq, a predicted model, not a curated record